AUGGCCGGUGGUUGGCUCGCUGGCGGAGGACAUAGUAUGCUCUCGAACGAGCUCGGAAUGGGAGUCGAUAACGUGCAGCAGAUCAGGGCUGUUCUCCCCAACGGAACAUAUAUCACGGCGAACCGGUGCCAGAACCAGGAUCUGUUCUUUGCGCUUCGUGGAGGUGGUGGUGGGACGUUUGCAGUUGUGACUGAGGCGAGUUUCCUGGUUCAUCCGAAGAGGGCGAUGCAGUUCGCUCGGGUGUCGAUUGCCGGACUUAGUGAGGAUGUUAUCGAGGAGUUUCUUGAGAUUGUUGUUGCGAAUACUGAGAAAUGGGCGGAUGAGGGGUGGGGUGGGUAUAUCCUGCCUGCUGCAGUCGGCGGCGCGUCUACUGUUGCCAUGGGCACUACGUUGCUGGAUCUCGCUGAGGCCCGGGCUUCGAUGCAGCCGCUGAUCGAUCUCGCGAACAGAGCUGUCGAGUCGGGGACACUGGGCAAUGCCACCGUCAUCACUGGUGACUACUACAACAUCCUGCGAGCCAUCAUCGCACGCGAAGAAAGCCUCGUUUUCCCAAGCUCGGCGUUGGCUUUCUCGACGCGUCUGGUUCCUAAGGAUUCGUUCCUCGGAGAAGAGAACCAGAAGCAGCUCUCGUCCACUUUGCAUGAUAUUCUAACCACGGCACAGGGUCAGCAUGUGCCCGCAUCAUCCGGGCUGAUGAUGUACGCCGUGACACCUCGCCUGUACUCGCGAACAAUGCCAGAGUCAGACCAGCCCGGCGGCCCCGGCGCCUCUUCUAUAACCCCUGCCUGGCGCAACGGGCUGUGGCACGUCAUUUUCACACGGCAGUUUGACGGCACGAUUACUGAUCCGGAUGUUGUUGAAGAGAUCUGGCAGACCACGCACGACCUCAUGAAUCCACUGCGGAAUAUCACGCCCGGUGGAGGGGCAUAUCAGAACGAAGCAGAUGCGUUUGAGCCGGAUCCUAUCCGUUCUUUCUGGGGAGGCGAUAACUAUGCGAGACUGCUUCGGAUCAAGCGAGAGGUUGAUCCAACGAAUCUGCUCACUGUUUGGAAUGGAGUUGGAUGGGAUGAGACGGAUGAGAAGUAUGGCUGCUAUCCUGAUAUUAAGGUUUGA
This is a messenger RNA of Aspergillus calidoustus, 1113 nucleotides long. Lineage: Eukaryota; Fungi; Ascomycota; Eurotiomycetes; Eurotiales; Aspergillaceae. The record is from the annotation of a GenBank genome assembly.